This is a messenger RNA of Micropterus dolomieu (smallmouth bass), 3804 nucleotides long. Its product is annotated as multiple C2 and transmembrane domain-containing protein 2-like. The record is from RefSeq and is a predicted model, not a curated record. Gene Ontology annotation, cellular component: synaptic vesicle membrane. NCBI's taxonomy places the organism in Eukaryota, Metazoa, Chordata, Actinopteri, Centrarchiformes, Centrarchidae. The transcript is spliced from 23 exons. Gene Ontology annotation, molecular function: calcium ion binding. The coding region runs from base 181 to 2829 and encodes 882 amino acids. Gene Ontology annotation, biological process: regulation of neurotransmitter secretion.
GUCUGUAUGUCAGAGGCAUGUUACUUACGGUGGAUGCUCUGAGCUGCUGCUGUCGUUUUUCUAACCCCGGUGUUUAGCACCUUUGAGGUGAAUGAGAAACACUCGUCGGAAGUUCUUAGCAGCGGGAAAAGCUGUCAGUGAUGUCCAGAUCUUAGAAACAGACCAAACUUCCCUCCCAUCAUGGACGCCAAGAAGCCGGGCAUGCUGCAGCAUCUCCGCCAAAAGAUGCUGCCGCACCUCCGGCGAGGCAAGGCGAGCUCAAGCAAGGCCGUCAUCCAGCUGGAACACAGCAUGGACCAUCGGAUGAGCUCCUCCGUUCCCGACAUGAGGGACAUGAGGCAGGAGUGCGUCUCCUCCAGGACACAGUUCCAGCAGUCCAACUCUCCCAGCUACAGCAACCCCUCCACACCGCUUAUCCAGCCUGUGAGUGGCCUGAGGAGUGGUGGGAGUGGCCUAAAGAUGGAAGUAGGUAGCGGUGGAGCUGGGUGGAGUGAACACACACUAAGUGUGCCCGUGGACUGCACAGACUGGGCUUCCUCCCAAGAGUCAAUCAACAUUCUCUGUGAGGAGGAGAAAAGCUUCAGACCUGCCAGGGGUAUGGAGCCUGAGGAGCUGGCCUUGCCUGAAAUGAUGACUGUCUACAGCCCAGACCUUCCCACUGUGGAGGUGUCCCAGGAUUGCUCACAGUAUGAUAAUCAUGAAGAUCACACGUUAAAAGACGGGGACAACCAAAAUUGUGAGAUGGCCAGCGAGACCCUCAGUGUGUCGGAGAACAUCAGGGAUCCUACCAGGUCCUUCCUGCUCACCAUCAACCUGAAGGGAGGACGCAACCUGGUCAUCAGGGACCGCUGCGGUACCAGUGACCCUUAUGUGAAAUUCAAAUUGGACGGGAAAACGUUCUACAAAAGCAAAGUGGUUUAUAAAGACCUUAACCCCACAUGGAAUGAGACCUUCUCACUACCUGUGAAGGAUCUGAACCAGAAACUGUACAUCAAGGUAUACGACCGUGAUCUGACGACUGAUGACUUCAUGGGCUCCGCCAGUGUCACCCUCAGUGAUCUAGAGAUUAAUAAGGUCAAUGAGCUGUCUUUGCCCCUGGACGACCCCAACAGCCUGGAGGAGGACAUGGGGGUUGUGCUGGUAGACAUGAGUCUGUCACUCAGAGAUGGAGACAGCAAAAGAGGCAAUCGGUGGCCCCAAAAACGAAAACGAAGUGUUAGGACGGGAGGCUCCUCUCAGAGCGUUUGUCUGUCAGAGACACUGAGGAAAAGUCAGCUGUGGACUUCUGUUGUGUCAGUUACUCUGGUCAAGGGUCAGGAGCUGCCGCUGGACACUCAGGGAGGUCAGCUCUUUGUUCGCUUCAGACUGGGAGAGCAGAGAUACAAAAGCAAGAAUCACUGUAAAGUGUCCAACCCUCAGUGGAGAGAGAGGUUCACGUUUAACCAGUUCUUGGACAGUCCAAACAUCCUCUUGGUGGAGCUCUGGGCCAAGGAAGGACGAAGGACUGAGGAGUGUUUGGGAAUGUGUGAAGUCGACCUGUCCAGGGUCCCUUUUAAUCAGAGGCAGUUGUACACACAAAACCUGGACCAUGGGAGAGGAAGCUUGGUGUUCCUCCUCACGCUGAACACAUGCAGCGGCGUCUCCAUCUCUGACCUCUGUGCCGCGCCGCUUGACGAAGAUCAUGAAUAUCAGAACCAGCUAGACAACUAUAGUUGGAAAAGGUCCCUGAAAAACCUCCGUGAUGUUGGUUUCCUUCAAGUCAAAGUUAUCAAGGCUGCAGAUCUGCUGGCUGCUGAUUUAAAUGGCAAGAGCGAUCCCUUCUGUGUGUUGGAACUGGGGAACGACAGACUGCAGACCCACACAAUCUACAAGAGCCUCCACCCAGAGUGGAAUAAAGUCUUCACAUUCCCUGUCAAAGACAUUCAUGAUGUUCUGGUGGUGACCAUCUUUGAUGAGGAUGGAGACAAGGCGCCAGACUUCCUGGGAAAAGUUGCCAUUCCCCUGCUCUCGAUCCGCAGGAGACAACAGAUCACCUACCCGCUGAAGAAAGAGGACUUAGGUGGGCUGUCGAAGGGGAGCAUCACUCUGGAGCUGGAGGUUAUUUUUAACCCCAUCAGAGCAGGUAUAAGAACCUUCCAACCAAGGGAGAGAAGAUUCAUAGAGGAUAAUCAAAAAUUUUCCAAAAAGGUUCUGGCCCGUAACGUGCUGCGUGUUCAGACACUGUACAGGGCUAUCAUGUCGACUCUGCAGUACAUCAAAAGCUGCUUCCAAUGGGAGAGCGUUCAGAGGAGCCUGCUAGCCUUCCUGGUGUUUGUGGUGACAGUGUGGUACUGGGAGUUUUACAUGCUGCCCUUCUUCCUGGUCCUGCUCAUCUCAUGGAAAUACCUCCAGAUCCGCUCCGGUCGCAUCACUCAGGACCUGGACAGUGUGGAUUUGGGGGAUGAGGAUGAGGAGGAUGAGAAGGAGUCGGAGAGAAGAGGGCUGAUAGACAAAAUCCACAUGGUCCAAGAAACCAUCAUCACCCUACAAAACCUGCUGGACGAGAUUGCCUGUUUUGGGGAGAGGAUUAAAAACACUUUCAACUGGUCCGUGCCGUUCCUGUCCAGCCUGGCUUUCCUGAUCUUUGUCAUUGCAACAGUCCUUACAUACUACAUCCCUGUACGCUACAUAGUUUUAAUAUGGGGUAUCAAUAAAUUCACCAAGAAAUUACGGAACCCGUACAGCAUUGACAACAAUGAAGUGCUUGAUUUCCUGACAAGGGUGCCUUCAGAUGUGCAGAAGGUUCAGUACAGUGAGAUGAGAGGCAGCAGGAAGAAGAAAAUCUUGUAGAAUGUAGGAGGAUGGUGUGUAAAUGGGACCCGAUGCUGCCGUUUGUAGGCUUCCGACCAAAAAACUGUUUCCAGAGGAUCUGUUGGAGGUCUGCAGAAUCACACCUUUUGAGUCUUAAUACACUAUGGUGAUACGCAGUUCAGCACCGCUCAUAUCGACCAGCACCGAAAUACCCUUCAACCAAAGAAGUCCAGCGAGGAUCCUGCAGAGAUUACCACAUAUGUAACAGAGUUUACUAACUAAGUGUUUCUGGUGCACUUUGUAAUUUUAUUUCCAAAGAUUGUAGGUGUUUUGUAGUAUGUACAGUUUAUUCUUAAAGAUAAUGAAUCAGGAGCUGCUUUAUUUUAUAUUCCUGGCCCUGUGUCCUUUUUAAACAAGCUGAUAUGUUUGUAUUACUCUGAAUGUAUAUGUUUGGUAUGUAAACACGUGUGUGUAUAUUUGCACACAAUUAAGUAAUUAAAUAAAUUUCAUUAUGGGCUGCUUUAAAAAGUAUGAGUCGUCUUAAGGCAUUUUCUUAGAAAAUAUUGAUAUUUUUAAGUGCAAGAUCUUUGUGGUUUUAAUUAUUAAUGAUGCAUUUCAGGUAACAAUUGCUUUUCCAAAUUCCUUGCCUUUUAUAUUUCCAUGUGCAGCAACAUAUCAAAAGGCAGAAGCAAAUAUUAUGCAUGAUAUUCUUUUGUUUCUUACAUUUACCUUUGAUGAAAAUGGAUAAAGAGGUAUGUACAUACAAUGUUCACUGACUAAUUGUACUUCAAUAUGACAAUAUCGACUUAUUUUUACAUGAAAAGUGCCUACAUUUAGUUUUAGAUUUUCACUCAUCCUACAUAGACAAUUUUCUGUACUCUAUGUUGCAUUUUACUCUUUGCUUGUGAGUGGGAUGGGGCCAGAUCUGUACACACCUAGCUUUAUUUAUUAAUGACAUUCACUGAUGAAGACCUUGUGUCUCAUUUCUCACAGCAAUAAAUGCACACAAUCACA